ACCCGACAAUCUCGUGAAAAAAAAUCACUGACAUGACAUGACAAUAAUAUCAACGUCACGAGCUCCUAAACUACAUAAGCAAAUGUGUCAUAUAUGGCGUUGAUAUAUUACCAACACGUUAAUUGAAACACCUUGAAUGUAACCAGUGUUUAACAGACCUCCAGCCAGCAAACAAUUAUGGAAGAUUUUCCAUAGCGAGUGCUGUAAAAAUAUCCGCAAAGUUGUGUGCUAUUAGGGAAUUUUUCGGGUUUGCAUGUGUGUGAAAUAAAGUAUAGAUUUGUAGUAAUUGUUAUGUCUUUAUUAUCGAGAGGAGUGCUAAAAGGAAAGUGGCUAAAUGUUUUCAGAUAUGUGAAGGUGUUUAGUUAAUGAAUACUUUGUUGAAAAGUCGUCUGGGAACUGUAAAUUUAGUUUUCGAAGUGCUGAACUGCGACUCUUGGGAUUUUUUUAUGACUGUGUUUUGUUAAUGGACGUCUUUUGGGCUAGAAAGAAAUUGAGGUUCUAGAAUUUUCGGGUGAUUUUGAACUUUUUGUACUGGGAAUUGAAUAACAAUUUGAAAAAAUACGCCAUGUCAUCGAAAUUCUUCAGCCGCUUAGCGCAGUUAGGCGCCGGAAUCGUGAUCACAAGUGGAGUAGCCAACAAUGCGUUAUACAACGUCGAUGGUGGAGAAAGAGCGGUUAUAUUCGAUAGAUUCAAGGGCAUAAAUAAACAAGUAAUCGGCGAAGGCACACAUUUCAUCAUCCCUUGGGUGCAAAAACCAAUUAUUUUCGAUAUUAAAUCGAAACCUCGUAAUGUUUCGACCAUAACUGGAAGCAAGGACCUUCAACGCGUCGAAGUGACCUUGAGAAUCCUGUUCAGACCAGUCGCAGAUGAAUUGCCAAAAAUCUACACGACUUUAGGAGAAGAUUACGACACCAGAGUCCUACCAUCAAUUACAGGAGAAGUUUUAAAAGCUGUCGUAGCCCAAUUCGAUGCCAGUGAACUUAUAACUCAAAGAGAAAUGGUUUCUUAUAAGGUCAAUGAAAAUUUGACCGAAAGGGCUCGGCAAUUUGGUCUAAUUUUGGACGAUAUCGCGAUUACACACAUAACCUUUGGCAGGGAGUUUUUACAAGCAGUUGAGCUAAAACAAAUAGCACAAUUAGAAGCUGAGAAAGCGAGGUUCAUGGUGGAAAAGGCAGAACAGAAGAAAAAGGCUGCAGUGAUUUCGGCAGAAGGUGAUUCUCAGCAGGCAGUGCUUCUUGCAAAGGCGUUUGGGAAUGCUGGAGAAGGUCUGGUGGAAUUAAGAAGGAUUGAGGCGGCUGAGGACAUUGCGUAUCAGCUUUCGAAGUCGAAAAACGUCACUUAUCUACCUGAUGAUGGAUUAGUGAAUCUUAAAAAUUAGAUUUAGGAUAAUCCUAAUAUUUUCCAUUUCCUACCUAUAACUUCCUUUUCCAUUCCAAAUACAUACAAUAAUCUUCCAAAUAAAUAAUAAUUAUUUUAGAUAAAAUAAAUUAAAAUUAUACUACCCCUAUUCCUUUAU
Molecule: messenger RNA, 1516 nt
Organism: Spodoptera litura
Lineage: Eukaryota; Metazoa; Arthropoda; Insecta; Lepidoptera; Noctuidae
Source: RefSeq, a predicted model, not a curated record